UCAUGUAUCAUGUCACAGCGUACUAAAGUUGUUGAUUUGUACAAAACGCUGUUGUACAUGGGUCGAGAUUAUCCAAAGGGAUACCAGUACUUCAGGACCAAGCUGAGGAGAGCUUUCGACAAGAACAAACUAGAGACUGAUCCUGAAAAGAUUGAUAAAAUGAUAGGUCAUGAAUCCACUAAAACAAUGGCCGCUUGCGUAGCUGUUAUCGGAAAAGAUAAUUCCCCGAAAUACAUUAAGUGUGCUGAUGAAGCCUCCGCACUGCAAUUUCACUACAAGGUGCACACAUCGAUCGAUAUUAUAGAGGAAAAACUCAAUGUAGGAAAUAAGACCACGGUCGAUAUACGGGACCUGUAUUUGGGCCUGUUAUUUGCAACUGAAGAGUAUAAAAUAUAUGGCUACGCUACUAACACAAAGAUUAAAUUCGUCAUAGUACUACAGUCAUCCAACGUAUCGUUAAGGGACAAUGAAGUAAAGAUGAUCUUUAAAAAGCUACACGCUGCAUACUCGAAUGCUGUCUGCAAUCCAUUUUACAUUCCAGGAGAUCAAAUAACUUCCAAAUUAUUUGAUAUGUCAGUACUGGAAAUAAUGGGAGUCGUAUAAUUAUCCAGAGAGAUGUUAAGACGAUCACAAUUACAAAAUUUAGAACUCUGUAUGGAUUAAUAUAAACACUCAUGACGAAUAACAUAUUAAUUUAUAUUUUUAAGAGAAUUAAUAAUUAUUUCUUAACUAUAUCUAUUUUUUCUAUUUGCAAAUUUCCCAUAUGUUGAUUUUCAUAUUUAAAUAUUUGGAUUUAGUAUCUUCUCAUUGUUAAUGAUUUAUCGCAAUAAAACACUUUAAUAAUGUCGUAUAA
This is a messenger RNA of Ooceraea biroi (clonal raider ant), 853 nucleotides long. RefSeq names its product trafficking protein particle complex subunit 2-like protein. The record is from RefSeq and is a predicted model, not a curated record. Lineage: Eukaryota; Metazoa; Arthropoda; Insecta; Hymenoptera; Formicidae. Gene Ontology annotation, biological process: endoplasmic reticulum to Golgi vesicle-mediated transport; respiratory electron transport chain.